AUGGAGAUAAGUAUCGAUAAUAAGGAUUUGGACGACGACGGACGCAUAAAAAGGACUGGGACAUUGAUGACUGCAAGUGCUCACAUAUUUACUACUGUUAUUGGAUCUGGAGUUCUCUCCCUAGCUUGGGUUGUAGCUCAGUUGGGUUGGAUAGCCGGACCUGUUGUUCUCAUACUCUUCGCUGUCAUCACUUGGUUCACAUCUGUUCUACUUGCCGACUGUUAUAGGUCUCCUGACCCUGUUACAGGGAAGAGAAACUACACUUACAUGGAUGCAGUGAAAGCCAAUCUAGGAGGAAUCAUGAUUCAGCUCUGUGGAUUAGCUCAAUAUGGUAGCUUUAUUGGGGCUACCAUCGGAUACACCAUCACUGCAUCUAUCAGUAUGGCGGCAGUUCAAAUGUCCAACUGCUUCCACAAGAAUGGCCAUCAUGCCAAGUGCGACGCAUCACACUAUCCCUUCAUGAUCAUCUUUGCAUGCAUUCAGAUAAUUCUGUCUCAAAUACCCAAUUUUCACAAGCUCUCUUGGCUAUCCAUCAUAGCAGCUAUUAUGUCAUUUUCUUAUUCUCUAAUAGGAAUCGGUCUCUCCGUAGCCAAAGUUGCAGAGAAAAACCAUAAUGUAAGGACUAGUUUGAGAGGGGUCGAAGUUGGAUUGGAUGUCACUGCAACUGAGAAGAUGUGGAGGGUCUUUCAGGCCAUCGGAGACACUGCCUUUGCCUACACCUUCGCUCCCGUCCUCGUUGAGAUACAGGAUACACUAAAAUCAAAUCCUCCAGAGAACGAAGUAAUGAAGAAAGCUUCUUUUAUUGGGGUGUUGAUCACAUCCAUGUUCUAUGUGUUGUGUGGUUGCAUUGGUUAUGCGGCAUUUGGUAAUGAUGCACCGGGAAACUUUCUUACUGGAUUUGGAUUCUAUGAACCCUUUUGGCUCAUUGACUUCAGUAAUGCAUGCAUUGUUGUUCAUCUUGUCGGAGCAUACCAGGUAUUUUGUCAAAUCUUCUUUGCUUUUGUGGAAAAAUGGUGCAGAAAGCAAUGGCCAAACAAUGGAUUCAUAGGCAAAGAACGUGCUGUUAGUGUUCCAUUAUAUGGAAAAUACUACAUCAACUCCUUUCGACUGGUAUGGAGAACAAUGUAUGUAAUACUGAUGACUGUAAUCGCGAUGAUAUUCCCAUUCUUCAACGACUUCAUGGGUCUGAUCGGAGCUGCCUCAUACUGGCCUUUGUGUGUGUUCUUCCCCAUAGAGAUGUAUAUUGCACAGUCCAGGAUACCCAAGUUUUCCUUCAGAUGGGCUUUGCUCCAAAUAUUGAGCUGGGCCUGCUUGAGUGUGUCCAUAGUUGCUGCAGUUGGAUCAGUUCAGGGCCUGGCAGCAGAUGUGAAGACUUACAAGCCUUUCAAAACUCAAUAG
Molecule: messenger RNA, 1398 nt
Organism: Nelumbo nucifera (sacred lotus)
Lineage: Eukaryota; Viridiplantae; Streptophyta; Magnoliopsida; Proteales; Nelumbonaceae
Product: amino acid permease 6-like
Source: RefSeq, a predicted model, not a curated record